Dicentrarchus labrax (European seabass) is the source of this 1427-nucleotide messenger RNA. RefSeq names its product mitochondrial ribosomal protein L44 (gene mrpl44). Gene Ontology annotation, molecular function: double-stranded RNA binding; ribonuclease III activity. The record is from RefSeq and is a predicted model, not a curated record. The coding region runs from base 35 to 1033 and encodes 332 amino acids. The transcript has 4 exons. Gene Ontology annotation, cellular component: nucleus. Gene Ontology annotation, biological process: primary miRNA processing; regulation of gene expression; rRNA processing. Lineage: Eukaryota; Metazoa; Chordata; Actinopteri; Moronidae.
UUUUAGCUGUUGCACUCCGCCGUCAGUGGUCAACAUGGCGUCCGGCUACAUACUGAAUCGUGGUGCGAUAACAUUAGGAAUUCAUUGUCAACGCGUGUGCAGAAACAUAGCAGUAUCGCAGGUUAGAGAGAAAAAGCGAUGGAUGAAAGCGUACACACACCUCAUGGACCGGAAGUUAAAGCUGGAAGGACCUCCACCACCGAAACCACGCUGUCAACAGCCAAACUGGGAUUACCACACUGAGGUUCAGGCUUUCAGCAUCCGCCUACAUGAGAACUUCUCCCUGGACCUACUGAAAAUGGCCUUCAUCAAUCCCUGUUACCUGCAGGCGGAGCAAAAGAGGAGACAGGGGUUAGGUGUGGACUCUGAGGCCUCCGCUCUUGUUCUGAAGGAUAAUAUUGAGCUGAGUAAAAAGGGAGCGGGUUUCACCAAAAGCUUCCUGACAGACUGGUGCAGGGCCAGUUUCCCGAGCCUGCCGAGCGAGGGGGUGGAGAGCAUCGUAGGGCACCUCACCAGCUUAGCAGUUGUGGCCCAUGUAGCAAGAAAUCUCGGCAUUGAAGACCUAACCAUGAGUGCGGAAUUCCCUGUUCCUGAUGAUGUGCUUCAUUCCACGUUCAUGGCGGUGAUUGGAGCUCUGCAGGAGAGCAGUGGGGCAGAGAGAAUGGGAUUUUUCCUCCGGGAUUUCCUGAUCACUCAGCUGAUAGGGAAGGACCUGUUUGAUAUGUGGACAGUUGUCAACCCCAUGGGGCUACUGGUGGAUGAGCUUACUAAGAGGAAUGUUCCUCUGCCAGAGCCUCGCCUCAUCAGGUCGGCUGGAGCCAGUACCGUCCUGCCGCUAUACUUUGUUGGCUUAUACAGCGACAAGAAGCUCCUGGCUCAGGGUCCAGGAGAGACACUCAUAGCAGCCGAGGAAGAGGCGGCUCGUGUGGCCCUCCGGAAACUCUACGGCUACGCUGAGAACCGCAAACCUUUUGACUUCUCUCCACCACAACAGCAUCAGCAGCCAUUAAUUCAAUCAGUCAGCAGCAAUUAAUGAAGUGACGACUCUUAUGCUAUGGACUAAAGACUUGCUGUGGAUUGUAUGGGCAAAGUAAAGGAAAAGGUCACCGUGUACCUUAAUUAACAUUUGUCCCAACAGUGGUCAGUGUCAGGAUGGUUUCUGUUGGGCAUUUAAAUGUCAGUUCCUCACUGUGGGUUAAGAUCCACGGACAGAAGAUGAAUCUAAGCUUGUUUUUGAAUAAAUAGCAUAUUCAAGAGUAAAGUCCACUGGUCCCAUAGCUUAUGUUGAACCUAAUGGUUCAGCAGUCCAUGGCACAAAAUACACAUCAUGUCUGGUUGUCCUUGUAAAUAAUACAAGUGCCAUUUGGAUCACUUUGGUUUCUGUUAUAAUAUGUUGUUCAUCUGUAAUAAAAAGUAAUAAAAAUAAA